Messenger RNA from Notolabrus celidotus (New Zealand spotty), 4603 nucleotides. RefSeq names its product selenocysteine insertion sequence-binding protein 2-like. NCBI's taxonomy places the organism in Eukaryota, Metazoa, Chordata, Actinopteri, Labriformes, Labridae. Bases 222 to 2624 code for a protein of 800 amino acids. The transcript is spliced from 18 exons. Gene Ontology annotation, cellular component: ribonucleoprotein complex. Gene Ontology annotation, biological process: selenocysteine incorporation. Gene Ontology annotation, molecular function: mRNA 3'-UTR binding; ribonucleoprotein complex binding; selenocysteine insertion sequence binding. The record is from RefSeq and is a predicted model, not a curated record.
CCGCAGGGUGUCGCUGUUGUUUGCCCUCACUGUAAAUAUCAGCUGUGUCAAACACGCUCAGCUCACCUGACUACUGCUAUGCUAUCAAACAGGUUGCUUAGCCUUAGCCAACGCGCUGCUACCACUGACAAAUGUAACCUUGUUGUAAUACGGACUUUGGCAACAGCUGCAAGAUUGAGCGAACAUGCGGAGAGGUGACUGCAAAUAGGAAACUCUUCAAAAUGGACAAGGAGAGAAAACUGACAUCUGCUGUCCAAAAACAUCCGAGGGGAGAGAGGAAGGAGUCUGCUGAACCUCACACCGCAUCAUCAACACAUUUGGUCUUACCUAAUCCUUAUGUUUCUCUCCAGAGUUUGAGAGGGAACCAGUCAGGUGUGAGUCUUAAGCAGAGUCCAUCAAAUACAAAUGGAGUGCCAAGUGGAGGAGGUGGAGAUGUGUCAAGGAGUCAUGGCUACAGCAGCAGUCGUCGUGUCAGAGAGAGCAGAGAGGAUUUCCAGCAGAGAGACAGGCCGGUACGGGAUCCACAGGCAUCAAAAAGCAACAAUGACUCUCCGGCUCAAGGGAGACAUAUGGGCAAAAACCAACUGGAUGCACAAAGAAGAGGUUUUAGAGGAGCCAGAUCUGCUCCGAACUCAGCAGGGAAGUCAAAACCAGCACAGGCAGCCUUGACUCCAUUUGAGGUGAAGAUGACAGAUUUCCCUGAGUUAUCUGGUGUUCCGCUGGGCAAAGCAGGCCCUCCCUUGGUUCAGAAAGAGUGCUGGGGUCCUCUUUCUCAAAGAUCUGCCUCUUCCUGGGAGUUCGACAGGAGAAGUGCCCCUACACUGCCUGACCCCAAAAAAACUGACUCUAAUGUUCAGCCAGAUUCCUCUGCUGCUUCAUCAGAUCAGCCUGUGGUAUCUUCCUGGGCUAAUAUUGCUUCCCAGCCUCCAAAGAAACCUGCUCCUGUAGAAAAGACAAUCAGCAGCAACAACAUGCAGAUGGAGGAAAAUGCUGCAGAGCAGGAAGACGAAGCCCCAGGGAAGAAAAAACGGAGGAAAAAGAAGAAAAAGGCUAAAGGUGGUGAAGAUGAAGAAGCUGAGAUAGAAGUCACAGCAGUGCAUCAGGAGCCUCCAAAAUUUGAGGAUGAAGAGGAGUUUCCAGGCUUGAAUGUAACUUUUACUGGGACUAAUAAAUUGUUGUGGGGCAACAAUGAAGCAAAACUAUGCAAUGAGGAAAACCAAAGAGAAUGUUUUCAGCAUCAACUUGCUGAACCAAACAAGGAAAAAUCACCUGCAGCAAAAACUGCACCCUCAGAGUCAACAAAGAAGGCACAGAAAGCUGAAAAGGGGUCUGGGAAGAAGAGUAAAGCCCCCGUUCAGUUGGACAUUGGAAACAUGUUGGCCGCUCUGGAAAAAAAGCAACAAUCUCAAAAAGCCAAGCAGGAUGCCAAACCUGUCAUUCUUUCAGUUGGUGGAGGAUUACCUGUAGUUCAGAAGCAGCCAGUAGUCCAGAAGAAGACACCGUGGCAGCAGGACAAGAUUGCACACAACCCUCUGGACUCCACCAGCCCUUUGGUGAAGAAAGGAAAACAGAGAGAGGUGCCUAAAGCCAAGAAACCAACUCCCCUCAAGAAGAUCAUUUUGAAAGAAAGGGAGGAGAGGAAACAAAGACGCCUGCUGGAUGAGAUGGGGCUGCUGCCUGAAGAUGAUGUCAAACCUGCGGAUGAAGCUGCAGAAGACGAGCAGUUUGACACAAAUGCAACAGAUGAGGUUGGGAGUCCUACAGAGGAGCCCGAUGAGGAUCAGACGGAAGUGAAUGGCACACAGGAGAUGGCAAAAGAGUGCGAGGAAGAGCUUGACAAAGAGGAAACUGCAGAAGAAGAAUCCACUUCACCUGUGGCUCUCCCAGCCAGUCGGCCGAAAAUCCACAGUAGAAAGUUCAGAGACUAUUGCAGCCAGAUGCUCAGCAAAGACCUGGACAAGUGUGUGACGGAUCUAUUGAAGGAGCUGGUUCGUUUCCAGGACCGCCUCUACCAGAAGGACCCGAUGAAGGCCCGCAUGAAGAGACGCAUCGUGAUGGGGCUCAGAGAGGUCCUGAAGCACCUUAAACUCAGGAAGGUCAAAUGUGUCGUCAUCUCACCCAACUGUGAACGCAUCCAGUCCAAAGGAGGCCUGGAUGAAGCUCUGUAUACCAUCAUCGACAGCUGUCGUGAACAGGGCGUGCCGUUUGUGUUUGCACUCUCCAGGAAAGCUCUGGGUCGCUGCGUCAACAAGGCUGUGCCUGUGAGCCUGGUGGGCAUCUUCAACUACGAUGGUGCUCAGGACUUCUACCAUAAGAUGAUAGAGUUGUCGUCAGAGGCCAGGACAGCGUAUGAAGUGAUGGCUACGAGCCUCGAGGAGACAGGAGAGGCGGAAGUGGAGGAGACGAAAAACAGUGAGGGAGAGCUGCAGAUCAGCAAUUUGACUGAGGAGGCUGAGCCCGGUGCUGACACCACAAAAUCAGAGGAACCAGAUUACAUCAAAACCUGGAAGAAAAUGCUGGAAAAGGAUUACAACCACAAACUUUUGAACUUUGAGGAGCAGUUUAACUCCAUGCACUUGGACAGUGACUGCACUGACAUCUUUGACGAGGAUGAGACGAGUUGACAGUUCCAUACCUUCUGUGCCUAAAAGAAAAAAAAAAACAACUCGUGAUGAUCACCAGCUUCAAAGAACAUAGGACGGACUCAGUCUCGACCUGGAGAUUUUGUAAGGAAGUUAAACAUGUUGAAAAUAUUUGCAAUGGCUUGUAAAAUCUGUUUUUAGGAAAUGAUUUUUUGUUUGAGUUUAAGAUAAUCAGGAAAGACUGUGUACUUCAAAGGAGUGUGCUUGUGGGUUAUAAACCAGGUUUAAGCACUGACUUGUUGGACCAAACCAGUCACUUGAAAAGAUCCCACAAUAUGAAUCACAACAUGACCAUGUCUAGAGGAUGUGUAUGAGUUUACAUACUGAAUGUGUGCAGGAUAUCAAACAGUUAAACAGUACUGAGACACUAUCAGGUGUGUGUUUACUCUAUGGUUUGAAUGUGAAGCCUUUAUGCUGCUUUUCCCCCUCCCAUCCAUACGCUAUAUUUUUACUUUUAUUUUGACGUGAACAUUUGACCGAUGCCAGGAAGUGACAAUAGACAUAGGGCAGCAUUUUGGGGCAUUGCUAUUACGUGGUCAGUGCCUUGAAUGGGCCUAAAUACAAGCCAAUCAAAUAUGUUUUUUUGUGAAUAUAUGGUUGCAUAUGCUCUCUUUGGAAAAUGUGCACUAAAAACACCCUGAUUUUUGCUCUUAGAGUGAAGCAAACAUUUCUACUGUUAUCCUAAGCACAGGCUUUUUGUGUUAGUAUCCAAGAAAACUAUUACCAAGCUCAUUUUUUUUUUAAACUAAAAUGACAUGAUGUCUCUCUUUUUUGCAUUUCAUUGCAUAAUGAGUCAGAUUUAUAGAUCAACAACAUACUUAAACCCAGCUGUGAAUUAGUAUGUAGUAUGAAUCAACCACUCCAGCACAACAGUGUGGCUCUUAGUGUCAGUUUUCUCCUUUUUAAUCUGUGCUUAGAUAUCACUCCAGCAUUUUCUCUGUGUUUGUGACUUAACAGUACACACACAUACAUGCAAACACUAGUUUUUAUUUGCUUUCACAAAUCUUUCCUCCAAAUGAAUACACUUUUUCCACGUUUACAAAGGUAGGAUAAACGACAAGAGACCUAAAUUAUAUCUGAACAUGAGUCUUUAAUCUUAUUCUCUCAUAGUGACCCACAGUCUCAAACCUCUUGGCUACUUAAGACUUUAAACUUAAAGCUGCUGUGAGGAACUUUUUUUUGUAUCGAUUCUGGCGCCCCCUUGUGGACAAAGUGAUGCCUCUUAUCUCCUGUCCUAAACAUGCAAAAGUAGUGUUUUCAACAAAAACUUCAUCCUGUUGUCUUUUGACAGUCAACUUUAUCAGGCGAUGUGAUUAUUUUCCAUUAAACAGUCAAAUAAAGGCUGUUUCUGAAGCAAGAUGUCCAUCAGCUGGUCUGACACCUACCCCCUCAGGGCAGUUUCAGGCAUUAAAAAUGACAACAGAGAAGGUGUCAGUGUUGCUGCUGAUGGUCUUGUUUACUAUUGAAGGUCAUAAAGAGGCGUCAGUAUCAUUUUCAGUCUGUUUCUCAGCCAGUUCAAAACUCCUCACAGUGCCUUUAAGUAAGGCUGCUUCUUAAGAGAAGACAUUAAAUCCUUCAUUGCAUAAAAAGAAGAUUAUUAGGUUGUGGAAUUUUGACUACCAAAGUGCUACAUUUCAUGAUUCUGUCUGUGAUAAUGUGUAAGUGGUAGCAUUGGAUUCACAGCAAUUCAGUGUUAGGAAACUACUUCCUGUUAAACUGACUCAUUAAUAACUGUGAGUUUUCUGUUAACCAACAUAGGAAGUGAUGAAAAAAACUUCUUGAAAGAAAAUAACUGCAGUUGUCUUUAGUGCAAGGUUGUGGUUGCACAUUAAAACACAAUGAAUUACACAAUUGGAAAUUAAAUUCACUGUUUUUGAUGGACUAAUUUACUUGUAAUGUUAAUGAGGAAUGUCAGACUUUAAAAGAUGAUCCAUUAAUCAUUAAAAAAUAUUUUUGUCAAA